This is a messenger RNA of Ornithodoros turicata, 1665 nucleotides long. RefSeq lists its product as uncharacterized. The coding region runs from base 1 to 1665 and encodes 554 amino acids. The transcript has 2 exons. NCBI's taxonomy places the organism in Eukaryota, Metazoa, Arthropoda, Arachnida, Ixodida, Argasidae. The record is from RefSeq and is a predicted model, not a curated record.
AUGGUUCUUGCCAGCACUCACAACCUCGGCAUUGAAGGGCUAGCGAGUUUGGCUGACGCAGUCAUGGAAGUCGCAUCACGUGCUACCAUGACCUUGGAUUCCGUUCAAGCGCCUCAAGUCGAUGCUCCCCCAAGUGUACCUCCCUGCCCUGACGCCAACUCGAAUAUCCCAUCCUUCGCCACUCGUUCACAGCAAGUCGCUCACCUGACUGAAUUAGUUGCGGCGAUCCCGCUCUCCGUCGUCACGUCGCCACCGUUUCCGGUCCCGCACUCGGUCUCCUCGCCAUCGCAGCCCAGGUUCACGCGACAGGAACGGGCUUUGCUGGUACCAUCACCGCUUCGGCCAGGAAGCCCGACACUGCUUCCAGCCUUGCGCGUGGUCGGGAAACCCGCCGGCCAACCACUAGUGGCGGCGAGUGGACGCGGCCCUAAUGAUUGCCGCCUUUUUCACAUCGUGGACCGUACCUUCGGCAUGCGUCUUCUCCUGGAUACCAGCGCUGAUGUUAGCGUGAUCCCUGCCUCGAAACUCAGCCGCCGCUCCCGAGAACCUUGCUUAUCCCUCAAGGCGGCCAAUUCAACCACCAUCCCUGUAUACGGCCAAAAGUCCUUAACCCUAAACCUUGGAUUGCGACGAAGCGCCUCGUGCGACUCCUUGACACACCUGUCUGUGCACGGAAUUCGCGCCCCGGCAAGUCCCCAACGAGUUCUUUCCCUUGCUGAGCCAUCUCCUCCUUAUGCUAUCAUACUAAAGGAGUUUCUCGCACUCACCAAACCACUUGACUGGAACCAGCCCGUCCAACACGACGUUUUACAUCAUGUGCUUACUACUGGCCCUCCUGUUCACUUUCGACCACGGCGUCUCGCUCCCGAGAAGUACAAGAUUCCCAAGGCUGAAUUCGAUCACAUGUUGGAGCUCGGCAUCAUCCGCCCAUCAUCCAGCACCUGGGCGUCACCCCUACAUAUUGUGCCCAAGAAAACGGGCGACUGGCGGCCUUGCGCAAGCCUGGAAGGGGCCACAACGUUUUCGCAAAUUGACUUGGUUCGAGCAUACCAUCAGAUUCCUACGGCCCCGGAGGACAUCCUCAAAACAGCCCUCACCACGCCAUUUGGCCUGUUUGAAUUCUUACGGAUGACCUUCAGGUUGCGCAAUGCGCCCCAAACCUUUCAAAUGUUUAUAGAUCCUGUCACCCGCGGGCUACCUUUCGUGUACGCCUAUCUAGACGAUCUUCUGGUGGCCAGUCGCUCUGCAGAAGAGCACGCCCAACACCUCCGCACCCUCUUUGCACGCCUGGAACAUCAUGACAUCGUCAUCAACGCCACAAAGAGCGAGUACGGAGUAGCAGAGCUCGAUUUUGUCGGCCAUCGCAGAAACAGCGCGGGAAUCUCACCACUACCAUCCAAGAUAGCUGCUAUCCGCGAUUUUCGCCGCCCAACUUCAGCCACCAAGCUCCGGCAGUUUCUCGGAAUGGCUAACUUCUAUCGCCGUUUUGUGCCCGCCUGUGCCUCUACGCUCCAGCCUCUGGAAGCGCUUCACUGUUCACGCAAUAGUCCGCCACCAACCCUACAAUUGACAGCAGAGGCUACCAGGGCUUUUGACAAGAUCCGAGACGAUAUCGCCGCAGCUACGCCCUUGUCCACCCACGGCAUGACGCUCCCACGAGCUUAA